UCUCGCUCGCUUCAUCACAAUCUCAAUCAUUUCAUUGCACGCUCCAUUAGUUCCCGUUGGUGGUAGAAAUUAUUCACAGAAGAAGGAUGCAGUACCAAGCGGCGUCGUGGGGAGGGUAUUUGGUGGGAGGAGGCAUGGACCCGGUGGAGAGGAUAGAGAGGAUGGCGUCGGAGAACGCGGUCGUGAUAUUCAGCGUAAGCACGUGCUGCAUGUGCCACGCCAUGAAGAGGCUGUUGUGCGGGAUGGGAGUGAACCCGACGGUUCACGAGCUGGAUCAGGACCCCGCUGGGAAGGAACUGGAGAGGGCGUUGGUCAGGAUUCUGGGAACGCCCUCCGUCGUGCCGGUGGUGUUCGUCGGAGGAAAGCUCGUGGGGACCAUGGACAGAGUGAUGGCCUCUCACAUCAACGGCACACUUGUCCCUCUCCUCAAACAAGCAGGGGCUCUCUGGCUUUGACUUUUGUUUUUUGUUUUUUUUGUUUUUUUGCUUUUGGUUUUGAUUAUUGGUUUGUAAUGGUUUGCUUGCUCUGAGCUCCCGCUUGUGUAAAGAUUAUCCCAGAUAUUGAAAAUUAA
This is a messenger RNA of Prosopis cineraria, 571 nucleotides long. RefSeq names its product glutaredoxin-C3-like. NCBI's taxonomy places the organism in Eukaryota, Viridiplantae, Streptophyta, Magnoliopsida, Fabales, Fabaceae. The transcript has a single exon. Bases 87 to 455 code for a protein of 122 amino acids. Gene Ontology annotation, cellular component: cytoplasm; nucleus. Gene Ontology annotation, biological process: anther development; negative regulation of DNA-templated transcription. The record is from RefSeq and is a predicted model, not a curated record.